GCGUGCAAGUAGCUAAAAGACAGUGAGAGAAAGACAGAGAGAAGAAGAGCUGUAAUAAAAAGCCAGUCAGAGGGGCUGUUGUAGAGAGCGUGAGCAGCAAUUCUGAGAGAGGGAGGGUGACAGAAAGAGAGGUGGCAAGACAGAGAGGGAAAGAGAGAGAGAGAGAGAGAGAGAGAGAGAGACACGGCUUGCAGAGUGCUCUUCCUUGUUUGUGUGCAGCCGUGGCAGCCAUGGCGUCGGAACCAGGCACCCAGUCCAGGGUGAUGUUUCAAACCAAAGAGGAGGAGCCCCCCCAUCGCAAGCUGGGCAAACUGACAGUGAAAUACAACCGUAAAGACCUCCAAAGGAGAUUGGACAUUGAGGAGUGGAUCGACGGGCAGCUGCACCUGCUUUAUGACUGUGAGGAGGAAGAGAUUCCUGAGUUAGAGAUUGACAUUGAUGAACUUCUGGAGCUCUCAGAUGAAGAACAGAGAACCAGACUUCAUGAGCUUUUGCAAGAAUGUGGAAAGCCAAAAGAGGACUUCAUCAACGGGUUACUUUAUCGGAUGAAAGGCCUGCGCAAGAUGUCAGGACCCCUCAAGAAAUAGGUCAAAAUCCACAAUCAAGAUAAUGUGAAAAACUGUCUGAAAAUUCAUACUCACCUGUAUAAAGUUGUAUGUAUGUCAAUGGAAUUAUGUACAAAUGUUGAACUUCCCUUGACGAGUCAGUCAACAAGGGAGCUGUCCAUAAGUAUAAUUUUUUUUUAUAUUAUUCUUUAUGUACAUUUCUGACACUUUUUCCAGCAGACAUACAGUUGCCUCAUAUAUAAAAUUGUACUGUCUAUUACUCACGUUUUUUUGUGACUUGUACAUUUUUGGUUGCCUAUUUAUAUGUUUUUGUUCUGAAAAGUACUGUAUGUGACCAUAAAGAAUACAUUUUCAAGUGUAGACUGUGUGUAAUCUUUAACCAUGUUGUUAAAUGUUUUCCUCUUAGUUUAGUAUAAUUAUUAAAUGCCACAGUUUGUUGUAGGUGAAUGAAAUAAAUCAUUUACGCUACACUGGGCCAAUUUCUCAAAGGCAUAGCUUAAUUUACAUAUAAAGGGAGCUGUUUUUUAAAAACAAACAACUGUCUUGCAUUAACACGGAUGGAAAAUGUGUUAAAGGCAGAAUUGUACAAUACUGGAAGACACAGUCAUGGGAAAAAGAAAGUACACCCUCCUAAUAAUCUAAAUAACAGUUGUGUUUUUCUAAAUUCUUUAAACCAAUAACUUACAGAUAGGGAAAAAUAAUGUGGUAUGGACUUUUCCGUGGCCAUUCCAACACUUUCAUAUUUGUGCCUCUUUAGUAAUUCAGAUGUUGAUUUCCUGGUGUGCUUGGCAUCAUUGUCAUGUUGCGUGACCCAAAUCAGCCAAGCUUUAGCUGUUGGACAGAUGGCCUCACAUUUGUCUGAAAAAUAUUCAGAAAAAGUGUUGAUGGUUGCCUUCAUCUAUUCAGUUGUUUUAUCCAAAUCAUGAAUUUAACUUAUAUUGCAUAAGAACAUUGUUUCCUUCUUACAAGAGAAGAAAACUGGGAAACCGAAAUUAAACAAAUAUAAAUACAAGUUUGUUUACACCAGAAAAGCCACUAUGGGUCUAUUUUCAAUAUAAUAAAUUACUUGUUAUUUAGAAUGUGCAGAAAAAAACACAAAUCACAAACCUCAUGUUCUAUUGCUUUAUAUUAGCUAUAGAUUUUUGCAUUUUAUAAUGACCAAAAAAACACAUUUAAUUUGGGACUCAACAAUAUGCCGACCAGUUACUAAUUAUACAAUUACAUUAAUUGUUGAGGAGAUUACAGAGACCCGAAUGCCACAUGAUGUAACUCUUGAGUAUUGAUAUUUCUGUGCAUGGAACAGUCUGAACCUGGACUGGAUUUGGACUACACUGGGAUACCAAUUUCUCUGAAGAUUGCCAACUGUCUUGAAAGCUCUGUAUUUGUAAACAACCGAUCAUGUUGUAGAAUUGUGAGUUUCAAACCUUUUGGAGCUGGUCCUAUAACUCUUCCUAGACUGAUGAGCAGCACCAGUAUCUUCUCUGAAGCCACAGGAUGAUGAUUUUUAUUCUUGCCACACACUUGAAUGUUGUAGAACAUUCUGCUGUUAUAGAGAUACUUAGUCACAUUUUCUUUAAUGAUUGUGGAAGUAGGAAGGGUGUAAUAUUUUUCUGCUGCCUGGUUUGGGAAUAUUGUUUGGGACUACAAAUUAAAAUCUAUAGUUUCUCUUUUGAGAAAUAAAAACUUAGAAUUCAAGAUUGUUAUCCUUUAUUCCAUGACUGUAUGUAGAAAAUGAUAUAUUAAAAAAACAAUAACAAAAACAACAGCAAAUCUUACCUAAUAUACACAGUGUAAAAAAGAAGAAAAAUCUUAACUUUGAAAGAUAAUUUGAACACAUCUCUUCUGUAACUGUUGCCUUUAUCUAUAGAAAUGGUAUGGAAUGGUAUCUGAUAUCCAGAGAUGAUGUGAGAAGCUCUCAGAGUAAACUGAAAACCACUUCCAUCUCAGUGCAAUUCUGUGUCACAGCAGCUAUUAUGCGAUGAAUGAAACAUACUGUUGUAAGAUCAUGAAUAGAUAAUUGUGCUUAGCAUGUCACAGAAUUACAUCAUCAUCACAAGUCAAUUCAGUGUGGUCAGCCUGUGGCUGUCUGAAGACGUCUGUCUGCUUGCGCAUAUGCGUCUUGGUCAUGUCUAACACACCUGUUGCUUGUUUCUUUUCAUGAGCAAUUUUAAUGCAUUGCUCAUCCAUUUAAUGUCUGUUGUACUGGAAUUGAGAUGCUAUUAGUAUGUAUAAAUAAAUAAAUAGUAUACAUAUAAUAUAUACACACACACACACACACACACAAAAUUCACAGU
Molecule: messenger RNA, 2860 nt
Organism: Silurus meridionalis
Lineage: Eukaryota; Metazoa; Chordata; Actinopteri; Siluriformes; Siluridae
Gene: ppp1r14d
Product: protein phosphatase 1 regulatory inhibitor subunit 14D
Exons: 4
Coding region: 231-587 (118 amino acids)
Biological process (GO): regulation of phosphorylation
Cellular component (GO): cytoplasm
Molecular function (GO): protein serine/threonine phosphatase inhibitor activity
Source: RefSeq, a predicted model, not a curated record